Molecule: messenger RNA, 1478 nt
Organism: Geodia barretti
Lineage: Eukaryota; Metazoa; Porifera; Demospongiae; Tetractinellida; Geodiidae
Source: the annotation of a GenBank genome assembly
AAACGGUAGGAGGUAGCGGUCCACGGCACCACACGUGCGGUGGCACCACCAGUUUCUCUCUCUAGCUCUCGGCAGUGAACCUCCUCGUCAGUACAGUAGAGAAGAGAGAUGAAGCGCGGCGGGGAAACCAGCCCUCGUCACAUGACGGGAGGCAGUCUAGUCAGCCAGUGGACGAAGAUAGCCGGCGUCGUCUGCUCCUACUGGUUCAUCUCCAUAUCCAUGGUCUUCCUUAAUAAAUACCUCCUCAGCAGCAAGACAUUGAAGCUGGAUGCUCCUCUGUUCAUCACAAUGACCCAGUGUGCUGUAGCGGUUGUGGUGUUCACGUUUCUGGCGGUCAGCAGCAAAAACUAUGACUUCGUUUCCUUCCCCGAGAUAAACUUCAGCAUUGCCACUGCUCUCCAGGUCUUGCCCCUGUCGGUGGUAUUUGUCUCAAUGAUAACAUUCAACAACCUGACCCUCAAGUUCCUGGGUGUGGCAUUCUACAACGUUGGCCGCUCCCUUACCACAGUCUUCAAUGUGGUGUUCUCAUAUGCAGUUCUGGGACAGACUCUCUCGGUGCAGGUCAUCACGUGUUGUGCAAUCAUCGUGUCGGGAUUCCUACUGGGCAUCAAGGAAGAGCACUCCAGUUCCACUGACGACCAGAGCCACGCCGGGUUAUCUGUGUCUGGUAUCGUCUGCGGUAUCCUCGCUUCACUCUCCGUCGCACUCUACGCCAUCUAUACGAAGAGGGUUCUACCCAUCGUAGACAGCAACAUCUGGAGACUCCAGUUCUACAAUAACCUGAAUGCACUUCUCCUCCUCAUCCCUCUCGUCCUCAUAAUGGGGGAGGUCGGGACCCUCCGCAGCUUCCGGUUCUGGAACAACCCAAUGUUCUGGGGGUUGAUUGUAACGGCUGGCGUGUUUGGCAUCGCCAUUGGCUACGUGACUGCCCUGCAGAUCCAGGUCACCAGUCCACUGACACACAACGUGAGCGGAACUGCAAAGGCAGGGGCUCAGACCGUCCUGGCCUGUGCCGUGUUCUCCGAGACUAAAUCUGGAUGGUGGUGGUUGAGUAAUGCUAUGGUGCUCGCAGGAUCAUCGGCCUAUACUUACGUCAGGAUGUCGGAGAUGAAGAAGAGCAAUGGUAAUGGGGUUGGUAAUGGAGGGGCAGGGGGAGGCAAAGAGGGGAAGAAGACACUGUUAGUAAUGGAACAGGACAGUGAGGAGGGGCCUGUUCCUAAGCCAUGACAUGUUGUUGUUCAUCCUAACACUCUCAACAACAUGCACAACUUUAUAGAGGUUUUUUAAUGUUUUUUUCUGCAACAAUGAUGACGAUAUCAUACAGUCUGAGAGUCAGCAGUGAAAAAUGUGACUUGUCCGUUGAUAGUGGCCGUUGCCAGCAUGGGAGAUAGAGGGUGGAAGGUCACAGAGGUCACAGUGUCCGAAUGGCCCGAAAGCUUGUGAAGAGGAGACAGGGUUCGAAGGUCGUAGAUGUAUGC